Molecule: messenger RNA, 1011 nt
Organism: Pyrus x bretschneideri (Chinese white pear)
Lineage: Eukaryota; Viridiplantae; Streptophyta; Magnoliopsida; Rosales; Rosaceae
Exons: 4
Coding region: 1-1011 (336 amino acids)
Source: RefSeq, a predicted model, not a curated record
AUGGCGGAAGUAGAAGGACUUGGCGAUAAUGGUAUGAACAAUAAUAAUAUGGAAGUAUUAUUAGCUAUUCAUGAUAUGGCAUCAGCGAUUUGUGAGACAAAUCAACAUAACCAUGAACCUCAUGAGGAAACAGAAAGUGAUCAAAUAAUGAGGAUUCAAGGGGAAUUUUGGAAGGCCCGACCAUCAAUAUUUAAAGGUGACCCAAACCUAAUGCAAGCGGAGGAAUGGUUACGCCAGAUUAAGAGAAAAUUGAAUGAUCAGAGGGUUCGGGAAAAUCUGAAAGCACAAUGUCCAAAAGGACAACCUGCACCAGGGAGAUCUAGGGCAUUGCCAGGUGUUAGGAGACCCGGACAACUUGCUCAAGGUCUAGUUUAUGCUGUUGGUCAAGUAGCAGGAUUAGUGGAAGCUAUUAUUGAUUGUGGAAAGAAAUUGAUAACCUUGACAACCCCAGAUGGAGAAAAGUUUACUUUCUAUGAAGGUAUAAGUGAAUCCAAAAUUGAAUCUAUUCCUGUGGUGAGGGAUUUCAUUGAUGUAUUUCGAGAAAACUUACCAGGAUUACCACCUAUUAGAGAAAUAGAAUUUUCCAUUGAGACGUAUCCAGGAACAUCACCUAUUUCUAUACCUCAACAUCGUAUGGCACCAGCGGAAUUGAAGGAACUCAAAAAGCAACUUCAAGAGCUUCAAGAGAAAGGUUUAAUUCGGCUUAGUACAUCACCUUGGGGUGCUCCUGCCUUAUUUGUAAAGAAAAGUGAUUUAACCCUUAGGUUGUAUAUCGAUUAUCGUUUACUAAAUAGAAUCAUGAUAAAGAAUAGGUACCCUUUACCUAGGAUUGAUGAUUUAUUUGAUCAAUUGAGAGGUGCUAGAUAUUUUUUGAAGAUUGAUCUUCGUUCUGGUUAUCACCAACUUAGAGUAAAGGCAAAAGAUAUACCAAAAAUUGCUUGCAGAACUCGAUAUAGACAUUAUGAGUUUUUCGUCAUGUCGUUUGGAUUAACAAAUGCUCCUGCAGCAUAA